This is a messenger RNA of Ostertagia ostertagi, 1767 nucleotides long. The record is from the annotation of a GenBank genome assembly. NCBI's taxonomy places the organism in Eukaryota, Metazoa, Nematoda, Chromadorea, Rhabditida, Trichostrongylidae.
AUGGCAACAGAAGAGCUCGUCUUUGAAGGGUGUAAUUUCUUCCGCCAAAGACUUGCAUAUUCUGUGUUGAGUGGACGUCCAGUUACUAUAAGAAAUAUCAGGAGUGAUGAUGAUGCUCCUGGAAUCAAAGAUUUCGAAGCGAAACUCAUCGCUCUGCUGGAGAAAAUCACCAACGGCACAAAAGUACUGAAGUGCGCUUUCCGUCCGGGUAUCAUUACGGGAGGAGUAUUUACAAUGGAUUGUGGGUCUGAACGUUGCCUAUCCUAUUUCUUAGAACCUAUCAUAAUCAUAUCUCCAUUUUGUAAACAUGCAAUGACGGUAAAGCUAAAAGGAGUCACAAACGCUCCAGGAGAAUUAUCCGUGGAUGCAAUCAGGGCGACUUGGCUUCCUGUUUACAAUAAAUUCGUGCUCAACGAUGAGAAAUUGGAGUUAAAGAUAAGUGCUCGCGGUCUGAAGCCUGGUGGUGGUGGAUGUAUCACUUUUUCAGCACCCAUCGUCAAAACUUUGCGACCAGUGCAGAAAAAGCAAGGCAAAAUAUGCAAAAUUCGUGGGCAGGCAUAUGUCACAAAAGUAACUCCUUCACUAGCUUAUCGAAUGAUCGAUUCUGCGAAGAAAAUGCUGCAUGGUUAUAUUGCAGAUGUAUACAUAACUGUUGAUCAGAGGAAAGGAGACGCCGGCGGAAACUCUCCUGGAUAUGGUUUGUUUCUUACCGCUGAAACAACCGAGGGAGUUAUGUACCAUGGGGAAGCGAUAUCGAAACCAAAAGGGAGAAGCAGUUGCCCUUCUGGAGGAAAUUUACAGGGUGGAGGAUGCCUGGAUAGUUCGGCUCAACCACUGGCUAGUUCCUUCAUGGCUCUUGGACAAAAAGAUGUAUCCAAAUUUCUUUUUGGUCCUCUGACAGUGUACAGUGUCCAUGCUUUCCGGAAUUUGAAAUCGUUUUUCGAAAUACAAUUCAAGGUUGAAGAAUGGGAUAGGAUACGGAGGUCAGAGAAGGGUAAGGAAGAUGAUGAUACGAUGCGGUUAGGCAGUAAUGAGAAAGCGCUGGUUACUGCUUUGGGAAUUGGUUUUAGCGUCAACAUUACAGUAAUGCAUUGUGGGUUGCCCUUGACGGAUGAGGUGUGGCGUUUUUUCUUGGAGGAUGUUGAUGGUGUAGGCAGAAAGAAACAGAGCGCCUCUCAGAAUGUUUUGGAGUGGGAGUGGGUCUGGCUACAACAAGUGGCGGCUCUUCCCAAUAACCACUUGGAUCUCACUGAUCCGUAUAGGCCUGCUAUUCAGUUGAAGCUACAGUGUGAAGAAUACUGGAUUGCGUUGCAUCCCGAUCCAGAUUUUCCAUCCCAAGCACCUCAAGUAAAGUGUGCAUAUCAGCAAGGCUUUCUCUUUGAUUGGUCUGCAGACAAGGAUUCCAAUCCUGAGGCGUGUUCUACGCUAGCUGAUCUCGUGCAGCGCUACCAUGAUUACUGCUCAUUACUUGAUUUGGCAAUUCUUCAAAUAAAGCUGCUGAAUAACGACAAGAUGGUGCUAUUAGGAUACUCAUUUCUUGACGAAGAUCGCGAAUGUCUAGCUGUUCAAGUGCGUCUGAAGCACUCCACUGAGGAAACAAUAGUAAUCCACGUGGACUGGCAGAAUCCGACGGAUUUUCCUCGGUUCAUCUCGAGUACUGACGAGCGAAGAUUCCGGAAUUUGGAUUGUGAUGUUUGGGAUAACGACGACAGCUUGUGCAAUAAUCUAGCGAAAUUCUUGGAAGAAGAACCUAAUGAAGAGGACUAG